AUGUCUCGAGUACUCACGAAGUCAUUUAAGACUGCUUGUUCUGAAAAUGACUCUACAAUGUUACCCUCGUUCAUUGGCGAAGUUACUGAAUUCCAAGAAAACAGAGUGUUCCUAGCUCUUGAUAUCGGCGGCUCGACAAUGCGUGCUGCUUUGGUACAUGUGUAUAGAAUCCGGCAUGGGAAACAGCCACCUCCGAGUGUUAUGGGCCUUCACAGCUGGGAUAUCGACGCAGGGGUGAGGACGCUCAGUGGCAUGGCUUUUCUUCGGUGGAUUGCAGCAAGAGUGCAAUUAAUUUUAUCCACCGUCGAUGCUGAGAAAUUCUGGCGGACUGGUAGUCCUAUUCCGAUGGGCCUUACCUGGUCAUUUCCAUUUCGGCAAAUAUCCGUAGAUGAUGGCUAUGUAUUGAAAACGGGCAAAGGGUUUCAAUGCGUGGAUGAUUUGGUUGGCCACAAACUUAACGGUCUGUUUCAAGAUGCUUUGAAGGCAGAGAUAUCAAUAAUCUUAGGUACCGGGUUUAAUGCGGCUAUUCGUCUGCCUGUUGGUGUCCUUAGUGAGCUGCAUCUAAAAAAUCAUCCCGAUACAUGGAAAAAGACGAAAGAUCACCUCAUCGUCAAUACCGAAUUGAGUCUAUUUGGACAGAGCAUAGUCCAAAACUCGGAAUGGGACAAAACCCUACAAGCUCAAAUACGUUCGGCUUGCCAUCAACCAUUGGAAUACAUUUGUGGUGGGCUUUAUCUCGGAGAGAUUGUGAGGCUAGUCAUGAUUGACGCAAUACAUGAAAAUACUCUGUUCAACGGCCAAAUGCCUUUGGGUUUUGAGAAACAGUUUUCUCUGAGUUCUCCUCUUGCAGGUCUUUUUGAGGACGAUACAUCAGUCGGCAUAUGUCAAGCUAAGUUGGCUUUCUCGACCCAAUUCCCUCUGCCGGACGGCCAAUAUCCCUCUCUGUCAGAUUUGAAAUACAUUCGGCAAAUAGUCAGAGCGAUUUCACGCCGGGCAGGAGCCUAUAUCGCAGUGUCAAUACACGCCUUGCACAGGUUUGUGCAAUCCCUCGCAUCUGAUGCAGGCAGGUCUUUCCAGCCCCGAUCAAUAUCUGUCGGCAUAACCGGCUCUGUUAUCACGAAAUACCCGAACCUCGCGAAGGCUUGUCUUGCGUGCCUCGAGGAGAUAUUGAAGGCGACUGAAGCAUUCCCGGGAGUCUCUUUCGAGUUCAAUGAGUGUGAAUGCCCAACGAUUAUCGGAGCUGCGCUUGCUGCGUAUAUUAUUGAUCAGAAAUGA
This is a messenger RNA of Talaromyces atroroseus, 1275 nucleotides long. RefSeq lists its product as hypothetical. The transcript has 3 exons. Lineage: Eukaryota; Fungi; Ascomycota; Eurotiomycetes; Eurotiales; Trichocomaceae. Gene Ontology annotation, biological process: glucose 6-phosphate metabolic process; intracellular glucose homeostasis; glycolytic process. Bases 1 to 1275 code for a protein of 424 amino acids. Gene Ontology annotation, cellular component: cytosol; mitochondrion. Gene Ontology annotation, molecular function: mannokinase activity; glucokinase activity; fructokinase activity. The record is from RefSeq and is a predicted model, not a curated record.